AUGUCCGUGCCAGAAAGCAGCCAUGAUGCCUCGACUGAUAGCGGCGACGAAGAUUUCAAAGACCCUCCUGAGAGAAUCGAGGACCCCAAUCAAGAGGAAAACAAUGCAGAAUGGGCACAGAAGGAAACAGAGGGAGAGACCUCCUCGCCUCGCGUGCAUUUCCGGUCAAGCGCAGCUGCAAUGCAGAAUGUUCCUCGUCAGGAAACCACAGAUCCUCCCGGUUCCGAAUGGGCUCAAUCACAGCGCGAGGACCAGCCUCACCGUCCAACAGCACCCUACACUCACGAGUCCGAAGACACACCCAUGGAAGGGCAAGACCCGGAGCCCAAUCAGUCAGAAGGCAUCGCACCCGAUGAGAAGGCGCCUCGCAGCCCUACCGCUAAUCCCAGCACGAAAGACCGACUUCGUUCCAUGAGUGAUACUCUUCGAAGGAAAUUAUCUCGGGCCGCCCGACAAGCGGGGGGGGAUGAUUUGGGAUCAGGUACAUACCAUGCGGACUGGGCAUCGGGGGGCGAGCCACCGGUCUCGGAUUUCACUGAUAAUAAGCACAAGACGCACGAAGAGAAACGGGAACAGAAUCAAACGAGCAGCAACGAAGCACACCGGCUCGUCCGAGACUUGACCCAAGACCACUCAUCCCGGCGCCGCAAGACCCGUGGCAGGCCAUAUCCACAUGCCGGGACGGAGUUUGUCGGGGACGAAGGGGAAUCAAGUCAGGAAUCGGGUCUGCGGUAUCGCUCUGGCGGCGGUGGCGUCCUGUCCCAGCUGAUGAAACUGAAAGGUACCCAGCAGCCAGCCGGGUCGACUUCAAGAUCGUCGAGUCGGUCCUCGGUGGACUCCGGUACAUCGUCAUCGACCGAGUCUGGAUCGACGAAAUCCAAGAAAGGGACGCCCAAAUGGUACAAGAGAGAUCCAAACACCUCGACCUCCACUUUGAUAGGCGCCCCGGGGGGCGGGUUGAGUGGCACGAGCACGCCGCUCUCGAGCGAGGUAAUGUCGGCCGCAUCGAACCGACGAGGCAAGCAAUCUGACCGGAAGAUGCGACAAGAAGACGAAAUCCGAGUGACCGUCCAUAUCGCCGAAAUCAUCUGUCGGGAACGGUAUAUCAUCAUGCUCUGCCAGGCCCUCAUGGCAUUCGGGGCGCCCACCCAUCGCCUGGAGGAGUACAUGCAAAUGACGGCCAAGGUCCUGGAAGUCGACAGUCAGUUCCUCUAUCUACCGGGCUGCAUGAUCAUGUCCUUUGACGAUCCGUCUACUCGGACGACCGAUGUGAAGUUGGUCCGGGUGGGACAGAGCGUCGAUCUCGCUCGGUUAGCUGAUACCCACCUGAUCUAUAAGAACGUUAUCCACGACGUGAUUGGCAUCGAGGAAGCGGUCCAAGAGCUGGAGAGCGUGAUGAAGAAAAAGCCUCGUUACAACAAGACGAUCGUGGUGUUGGUAUAUGGGUUGGCGACCGCCACGGUAGGGCCUUUCGCUUUCAACGCUCGACCCAUUGAUAUGCCGAUCAUCUUCCUCAACGGGCUCCUUGUGGGACUCAUGCAGCAUGUUGCUGCGCCCAAAUCCGUACUGUACUCGAAUGUCUUCGAAGUGACCUCGACUGUUCUUACCUCCUUCCUGGCCCGGGCGUUCGGGAGCAUCCCGAGGGUGGUCGUGGAUGGGAAGCGGCAAUACUUGUUCUGCUUCUCUGCGAUAUCGCAAGCGUCGAUUGCGCUGAUCCUGCCGGGCUUUUUAGUUCUCUGUAGCAGUCUGGAGUUACAGUCACACCAGAUCAUCGCUGGCUCCAUCCGCAUGGUGUAUGCGAUCAUCUUCUCGUUGUUUCUUGGAUAUGGGAUCACUGUCGGGACCACGAUCUACGGGCUGAUCGAUGCGGGCGCUGUCUCCGAUAUCUCUUGCCCCAAGCAAGGCGCAUUUAGCAACCCUUACGUGGCGCGGUUCCCCUUUGUGGCCAUCCAGACGGUAUGGCUCUUGAUCAUCAAUCAAGGGAAAUGGCGGCAACUGCCGCCGAUGACCGUCAUUGCCAUGUCUGGAUAUAUCACCAACUAUUUCAGCACCAAGCGGCUGGGCUCCAAUUCGCAAGUGGCCAACACCGUCGGCGCGUUUACGAUUGGCAUCAUGGGGAAUCUGUACAGCCGACUGUGGCACGGCCAUGCGGCGACGGCUAUUUUACCCGGCAUCUUCAUCCUCGUCCCAUCUGGGCUGGCUGCAUCGGGCUCGUUGAUCUCGGGCGUGCAAUCUGCAGAUGCCAUCCGCAAAAACAUCUCAUCUCAUUCGUCAUCCAGUAGCUCACCCGGCGCGGGGCUAUCGGGGGGCAGCUCCAUCUUUAGCCUGGGCUUUGGGAUGAUCCAAGUGGCCAUUGGCAUUACGAUUGGUCUUUUUAUCGCAGCGCUUAUUGUUUACCCUUACGGGAAACGCAGGAGUGGGCUGUUUAGCUUUUGA
Penicillium chermesinum is the source of this 2436-nucleotide messenger RNA. RefSeq names its product threonine/serine exporter family protein. Gene Ontology annotation, biological process: transmembrane transport. Lineage: Eukaryota; Fungi; Ascomycota; Eurotiomycetes; Eurotiales; Aspergillaceae. The transcript has 2 exons. Gene Ontology annotation, molecular function: transmembrane transporter activity. The coding region runs from base 1 to 2436 and encodes 811 amino acids. The record is from RefSeq and is a predicted model, not a curated record.